Didymella exigua CBS 183.55 is the source of this 3131-nucleotide messenger RNA. Its product is annotated as DUF221-domain-containing protein. The transcript is spliced from 4 exons. The record is from RefSeq and is a predicted model, not a curated record. Gene Ontology annotation, cellular component: plasma membrane. Gene Ontology annotation, molecular function: calcium-activated cation channel activity. NCBI's taxonomy places the organism in Eukaryota, Fungi, Ascomycota, Dothideomycetes, Pleosporales, Didymellaceae. The coding region runs from base 90 to 2702 and encodes 870 amino acids.
ACUUCGUAUCGUACCUUCUCGCCUUACAAGGGAAUGACGUAGCUCCGGAUACUCGGCCAAGUAUCCCGCAUUCGCGCGUCUGUAGCGAAAUGGAUUUCCAGUCGAUCAUAGCUGCCAGCAAUGGUACCGAUACUGGCGGUAAAUCGUCAAGCGGACCCUCCUCGUUCAAGACUGUGGCCGCGGCCUUCGUACCAACUUUCACACUUGCUGCUCUUUUCGUGUCAGCAUUUGUAGUAGUCAGGCCGAAGUUCCCAAAGAUCUACUUCCCCAGGACGUAUCUUGGAACAGUACCAAAGAAAGACCACACACCAUGUCAGAGCCGCUCAUACUGGGGCUGGGUCCACACGAUGCGGGUCGUUCCAGACAAGUUCACUUUGUAUCACCAGUCUAUCGACUCGUACCUCUUUCUGCGCUUCCUUCGGACCAUGAUCUUCAUUUGUGUCGUGGGCUGUGUGCUGACUUGGCCAAUCCUGAUGCCGAUCAAUGCUGCUGGUGGUGGAACGGGCAACGAGCUGGAUCGUGUAUCGAUUGGAAACGUUGCGGAUAAAAAGUACUUCUACGCCCAUGCCAUCGUUGCCUGGGUCUUCUUCAGUUUCGUAAUGUUCACGGUCGCCAGGGAGCGACUUUGGCUCAUCGGGCUUCGACAGGCGUGGAGCUUGUCAAAGCGCAAUGCGAACAGACUGUCUUCGCAAACAGUACUGUUCUUGUCAGCGCCGACAGCAGCCUUGGAUCAAAGUAACAUGCGACGCUUCUUCGGCGACGACGCUGUCAAGGUCUGGCCUGUGACGAAAGCAGAGAAGCUGCAAAGCCUCGUUUCAUCGAGGGAUUCGAAGGUCAAUGAGCUCGAGACUGCUGAGAUCUCGCUCAUCCAGAAAGUCAAUGAAGAAGGUCGAAGGAGUCAGUCCAGGCAUAACGGACAGAGAAUUACCUAUGGCAGCCUUCCUGAUAGCGUGAAGCAAUCACUGAGACCAACCCAGCGCCUCAAGACCAUAAAACCGGUGGGCAAGCAGGUCGACAGCAUUAGUUUCUCCCGCGAUCAGCUACUGGAGAAAGAAGAAGAGAUUAACAAGGCCCGAGAGUCCAAUGCGACCGCGCAGAACCAUCAUGGCGCAGCUGCAGUCUUCGUCCAAUUUCGCACGCAGUCUGCAGCUCAGAAAGCAUAUCAACAAGUCACCACGUCAGACAUACUGUCUCUCACACCGCGGUUCACUGGUAUUUCGCCCAGCGAGGUCUUCUGGGACAAUCUCACCAUGGUGCCAACUCGUCGCAUAUCCCAAAGGAUACUUGCUCAUGGUCUUGUCAUUGCCCUGAUCAUAUUCUGGUCUAUACCAGUUGCGUUCGUGGGUGCCGUAUCAAAUGUUUCAUAUCUGGCGGAGAACUUCGAAUUCUUGGGUUUUCUCAACGAGCUGCCAGACAGCAUCAUCAAUCUUCUCACCGGGCUAGUACCGCCUCUGCUUCUCAGCGCAUUAAGCAAGUACAUCCCAAAAAUCUUCAGAUACAUCUUUACAACCUUCGGCGAGCCAACCAAGACCUCAACGGAGCUGAAGGUCCUCAAGUGGUACUACGUUUUCCAGGUUCUGCAGGUCUUUUUGGUCGUUUCCCUCUCGUCUGGGGCUGCUGCAGUUAUCUCGCAGAUCGCGAAGAACCCGAGUAAAGUGCCUGAACUACUCGCAGAACGCCUGCCUCGGGCCUCUAACUCCUACCUCACCUAUUUUGUUGUACAAGGUCUUACCAGCGCAUCCGAUAAUCUCCUGAACUACUCCGACGUUCUUUCUUUCCUCUUCUUCGACAAAUUUUUCGACAAGACCCCUCGCCAGAAGUUUAACAGCUAUACUACGCUGCGAAGUAUGCAAUGGGGCAAGUUGUACCCGAAGUAUGUCAACUUCGUGAUUAUUGCCAUCGUGUACUCUUGCAUCGCGCCUUUGGUCCUCGGAUUCGCUGCCGUUGGUCUCGUCCUGUUCUAUUUCAGCUACCUUUACAUGCUGCUCUAUACUGCACAACCAAAGAUCGAUACUAAGGGACACUGCUACACACUUUCGUUGCAGCACAUGCUCACUGGAGUCUACAUCGCCGAGCUAUGCUUGAUUGGAUUGUUCAGUCUUCGAGGUGCAUUUGGGCCUACGGUCCUGCUUGGCAUCUUGCUCAUCGUCACCAUCAUUUUCACUAUAAUUACCAACCGCCACUUCGCGCCACUUGAACAAUACCUGCCUACCGAUCUAGCACUCGAUGGCAGUAGCAAUGAAGACAGUGAAGAAGCCCCACUUUUGUCUGCAGCAGAAGAGGGCCAAGCUCAAGCUCUCGAGCGUGAGGAAUCGCGGAUCCAUCGUAUCAGCAGCGCUGUCAACGUCUCGCCCAAAGUUACUGGACCAAUUGCCCGAUUCUUUGAGCCACACAUCUUUGCAAGCCAUAGAGCGAUGAAACAGUGGCUCCGCGAUGGAGACUUCGAUGAAGACAAUGUACCAGAGUACAGUGACGAGGACAUCCGCAAAGCAUACCUUCACCCAGCCUACACUAGUCAAGCACCAGUUAUCUGGUUGGCUAAAGAUGAUAUGGGUGUAAGCAAGAAGGAGAUUCAAGAGAACGAGAACAGGGAGCUGAAGAGCAGUGACGACGGGGCGUGGAUUGACAAGGAAGGUAACCUGAAAUGGAGUGUCGAUGACUUUGAGAAGGUGCCUAUCUUCAAGAAGACAAAGCAAUGGUGAACCAGGGCUGUAAACAAGUCAGCCACCAAUCAAUUUGCAAAGAAAAUUACAUACCACCGAUUGGACUGUACACAUGGAGUAGUGUUCCUUUCUCACGCGCUUGGAACGAUCAUUGGAAAGCCCUUGGCAUAACGUCAUGAACCGAAGCUUUGCGAAGAGGCCUCACCAUCCUUUAUUCGGAUCACACUCCGAAUCCAUCACACCUGCGGUGCUAUGAGUGGCUUGUUUUCGAGUUCUCCAAAUUAUUUGGCCUCCUUGAAUGGGCAUCGUACCAUCGCAUGAUCACGCCCGAAAGCGAAAUGCCCUGCCACACCACCAGCGCCGCGGCCCUUGCCAGACCGGCGCGGCGCGCUUGACACCAUACCAUUGGCGCUAUCACAGGAACGUCAAGAGCAGUGACGCAUGCCGUGAGAUAAUGUAGUCGCACCA